Thamnophis elegans (Western terrestrial garter snake) is the source of this 5339-nucleotide messenger RNA. It is a transcript of the gene RIC8A, whose product is annotated as RIC8 guanine nucleotide exchange factor A. Gene Ontology annotation, molecular function: G-protein alpha-subunit binding; guanyl-nucleotide exchange factor activity. The coding region runs from base 366 to 2000 and encodes 544 amino acids. Gene Ontology annotation, cellular component: plasma membrane; cytoplasm. The transcript has 12 exons. The record is from RefSeq and is a predicted model, not a curated record. Gene Ontology annotation, biological process: G protein-coupled receptor signaling pathway. Lineage: Eukaryota; Metazoa; Chordata; Lepidosauria; Squamata; Natricidae.
UGAACGAAGGGAGGGCUAACCAGUAAUAGGAAGCGGGCGCAGGCGUCCAGGCAAGCGGGGCUGAGAGAGACGCAGCAAGCCCGGCGUGCGGAACGCCCGUCUGUCUCGGGAGCCGAAGGGGAAGCUCCCCGCUGGAGCGCUUUUGGAGUUUCCGCCCCAGGCAGAGAAAUGUUGCGGGCGAUCGUUUUUAUUACGCAACAGAGAAAUGAGGACAAUGGGUGGAGGAGGUGAUUUGAGGAGCUACAUCAUGCAGCUAUCUGUUUUAAGCUAUUUAACAAGGACUCUUUGCAUCAGUAAAUAUCCAGCCACGCCACAAAGCCUUCUACUACAUUUCACUGCAGUCGGCCCCGUUCCUCUGGGUAGACAUGACACUCCAAGCUGUGCUAGAGACUGUAGAAAAUGGGAAGCAAGAUACUGUCCUCAAGGUGCUACAGAUCUACAACCAGGAGAAUUCUCACUGUUUCACCUUUGAUGAUGAAGAACAGGAAGAAAGAAAGAAACUGGCCAUGCUUCUGAUCAAGUUCUUGGAGAGAGUUCUCCAGCCGUCUUGUCAAGUGACAUGCUUGGAAAGCAUACGAAUUCUGUCCCGGGAUAAAAAAUGCCUUGGCCCUUUCACCACCAUGGAAAGUUUGAAGACACUAGCCAGGCAUGCUGGGAUUGUUUACAGGGAAGAGCAAAUCCUGGAGGUUCCUGAUCUGGAUGUAAUCCUGGAGGCACUUAAGUGCCUCUGUAAUAUUGUCUUCAGUAGUCCCAGGGCUCAGGAGCUGAUGUCUGAGGCUCGGUUUGUGGUGGGACUUACAGAUCGCAUCAAACUCUACAACGAGAGAAACUUCCCCCAUGACAUAAAAUUCUUUGACCUGCGCCUUCUCUUUUUAUUGACGGCACUAAGGGUGGAUGUUCGGCAGCAGGUUGCACAAGAACUUCGAGGUAUUGGUUUAAUGACAGAUACCCUGGAACUUACACUGGGAGUAAAAUGGAUUGAUCCUCAUGAGGUAGCUACCAAAGGCGAUCCUUCCCUGCCAUUACCUCGGCAGGAGACAGAGCGUGCUAUGGAAAUUCUGAAGAUCCUCUUCAAUAUCACUUUUGAUAUCAACAAAAAGGAAGUGGAUGAGGAAGAUGCUGCUCUGUACCGACGUCUAGGUGCCCUUCUUCGUCACUGCCUGAUGAUUUCAGCAGAUGGUGAUGAUCGGACAGAAGAAUUUCACAGCCAUACAAUCAACCUUUUGGGCAAUCUGCCUCUCAAGUGUUUAGAUGUUUUGCUGACUCCCAAGGUCCACCGGGGCUCCCUUGAAUACAUGGGAGUCAAUAUGGAUGCUGUCAAUGUUCUCCUGAGUUUCCUUGAUCGACGUCUUGAUAGGGGUCAUAAACUCAAGGAGAGUCUUACCCCAGUGUUGAACUUGCUGACUGAAAGUGCACGGGUCCAUCGACAGACAAGGAAAUUCCUUAAAACAAAGGUACUUCCUCCAUUGCGGGAUGUGAAGAAUAGACCUGAGGUGGGAAACUUGCUGAGAAAUAAACUUGUACGCCUCAUGACUCACAUUGACACAGAUGUGAAACACUGUGCUGCUGAGUUCCUGUUUGUACUCUGCAAGGAAAGUGUAUCACGGUUUGUAAAGUACACGGGAUAUGGAAAUGCUGCUGGCCUUCUGGCAGCACGAGGCCUCAUGGCUGGGGGGCAGACAGAAGGCGAAUACUCUGAAGAUGAAGAUACUGAUACAGAGGAAUACAAGGAAGCAAAACCCAACAUUAACCCUAUUACUGGACGUGUGGAGGAAAAGCUUCCCAAUCCAAUGGAAGGGAUGACAGAUGAACAGAAGGAGCUUGAAGCAAUGAAACUGGUGAACAUGUUUGAUAAACUCUCCAGACAGCAGAUCAUCAGACCUAUGGGCCUGGAUUCUGAUGGCAAUUUAAGCUCUGUCAAUGUAACCUCCCUGGAUGAAGCAGUUCAUCAGAUAGCUGAGCAGAGAUUAUCAUCUGAUUCUGAUUUGGAAAUUGACUGAGUUACCCUCCUCUAUUUCUCACAAGUCUAUAGACCUGCUAUUGUCUCUAUAUAUCAGGACUGAUCUUCUGAUACAAACACCUGGAAAAAGACUUUGGGUGGCUUAGAUUCUUCCACCCAGAUCCAUCUAAUUUCUGUUUCGGCAGCGCUACUUCUGUUGAAAGCUUUUUACAGCUUUUUCUUUCUGACUGUCUUUUCUCAUUGUUUUAAGAGUCUCACCCUCUGAUGCAUUCCAAAGACUUUCCAGCAGAUUGGCAAGGAUGCAAGAGAGAGUGGUUUCAAGUGAGCUUAUAGCACAUGAAAUACUAAGAGUACAUACCUAAUUGUUUAGGGAGAAAAAAAUUGUAUGAAUUAGGGACUUACGUUAAUCCCUGGGCCAAGCACAACAUUUUAAAACUGUAUGUUAUGGUUGAUACAUAUAGGAACUGUAGGCAAAUAUGAAUGUAUAUGUAUAGUAUAUAAAAAUAUGUGAACAAAGUGCAUUUUUAUGAAUGCAUUGUGUGACAAUCAAUGUAGUUGCAUACCAUUCCUUUUUACAACACCUUAAGGAUGGUUUGAAAUCUUCAUGAAAGAGCCAUUGUUGAAAGUAUGAGUGAGUGAGUGUGUGUGUGUGUAGGGAAGGAAGUAUGUUUAAAUAAAUAUGGGAAUGUAGGAUUUCCAGAGAAGAAAUGGGGAGCUAAAGAUAGGGGAGCCAACAAUUACAGUGGAAUGAAGAGAUAGCAAGUGGACCAGCUCUUUUGGAUUCCUCUCCAGACAAGGAGAAGACUUGGGAUUGCCCACACCUGGUCAACAGUUGCUCCUCAUGAAGAGUCCAGCAGGUUUAGGGCUCUGGGAGAUGGGAGAGCACUAUCUUCAUCCAAACCAUAGUCCACGUCCUUUUGGACACAAGGUUCACAUACUUCCUCUUUUAAUCACUUGGAAAUUGCUUACUAACUCUCUUCAGAAUCCUUGGAACAACAGAUUUUACAGUAAUGGGUAAUGGACUUUAAAAAAACUUUCUGAUUAAAAACAAAAAAAUGAUUAGAACAUUGAUUUUGGAAAGUAACAAAUGGAGUAAGACUCCAGAUAAAUUUGAAAUAAAAAUUUUGAAAUUAAUUACAAGAAUCCUUUCCCAGGGAAAAUGCUGUCCUUUUGAAUUCUUUAACAAAACGUAAUUUUUUAAAAAAUUGGAUGCCAGAGGGAACUGAAAAUUGUAAUUAAAGGAGGACAUUUAAACUUGACUUAGUAGUAUAGAAUGGAACAAAAUACUGUAAGAUUGGACUUUUUAAGGUAUAUUUAUGAACAAUAGCCCAAAAGUUAAUUUUCAGAAUGUCUGCUGUUGUUAAUAGACUGUUUAAAAGAUGUUAUGGAAGAGGAACUAGUUUUCCUGGAUAAGACUGAGAUGGCCUAAAAGUAAUUUAAAAAUGACAGGCUACACAAAUGAUAUAGACAAAAAAAAUACUACACUGGACAUACAAAUAACAAAUGGACAGAAUGAUCUGGAUAUCUAUCCUAUAUUAGAUUUACAAGAGACUUGUUAACGUUUUGAAGAAUUUUGUGAGAAGAAUAGUAAGAAAGAAAAAAAAUCAAGUUCUAAAACAUUAUUUAAAGUGAUUAAAAAUCAAGUUUGUUAAAAAUAAAAGUAGAACUAUAAAGUUGGUGUAUUUGAUCAAGUUAAAAUAACCCUCGUAAUGGACUUUUUGUUGAUCAGGACUAAUGAAGUUUUAAGGAUUUGUUUAGAGAUGAGAUCUAGUAAGAGAUCAUUUGUAUUUUAAAAGAAGAUAAAAAGAUAUUAAAAUUGUUUAUGCUUGUGAUAAAAUAGGGGAGUUAUUUCUUUAUAUUCAUUUUCCUUACUAUAUUUUUCUUUUGUUUUCUGCACUUUUUUCUGUAAAUUAUUUUAUUUUUUUCCCUAGUUUGUAUUAGCAUUUAAAUUUUUAAUUGUAAUGUUUAAUAAAAUUACCACACAAAAUAAAAUAUGGGAAUAUAUGGGAAAUACAGAGAUGUAUUUGGUCCACAAUGAAGUAUAUGUAGAUACAGUAUUUGCAGUAGGACUUUGAUCUUUCCAGUUGUAACGCUACAUUUGUGUUCCUCUUCCUAUAUGUUAGUUGUCUAAAAAAACAUUGCCCUUUGUACUGUUGAGACAAAAGACUGCUUUAUUUCCAUAAAUUAUCUGCUUUAUUUUCUGUAUUUCGAUAGUAUUUUGCAUUCAUGGGUUACUUUCAUCCUUUACCUGAAUUUAAACUUCCUGGUUUAGAAAGGAAUUCCAUUUCCCAGCUUGUUUUCAUUUUACUAGCAAUUCAAAACUUAGCACAAAUGUAAAUUAAAAAUUUUCAUUGGAAUAAACAAAGCCUUCCAAUACCAAGAUGUGUAUUUUUGUCUAUACUUAUUUGGAUGGUGAUUCUUAAAAACGGAUAUUUAUAAAAGAUGUAAGGCAUAGCUAAAAUCAAUGUAGAUUCCAUUUACAGAAAUAUUACAGUCAAGACAAUAUUCAGUUGAUAAGGGAAGAACAAAAUAUAAAUUUCAUUAAUUAUAUGUUCAAUCUGUAGUGCUAGUUUGUUUGGAAAAUUUAACCUGAUUUACUGAUCUUUCAGCCACUUCAAAAUUUGAAUAAGGGAAUUUGUCACAGUUUAUGAAGAUAACAUGGCAAGAAAGGGGAAAUUGUGAUUUUCCUCAGAUUUUGCUGGAUUACAUUUCAAAACAUUUUUUUUACCUUAGCCUAUUUUGGCUAAGGCUGUUGAAAGUUGUAGUCUUACCAACAAACUUAUGAAGAGCGCUUCACUGUUAUGACUACUAUAAAAUGAAACCAAAAAUCCUUAAAAGGCACACCACCAUCUCCUUUAAGAAGAUAAUAAACAGGAAACUAGUUAACUGAUGUUGACUGCUGAAUAGUUGAAUUGUUUGAUGAAACCAAAUUAUAAGGAUGUUUUGAAAUAUAAGUAUUAAAUAAAAUCAAAAUCAGAAUAAAAGCUUUAAUUAGUCAAAGGAAAUAUUGAGCUAUUGUUAAAAUGCAUUUUAUUUUGCUUUAAAUUGAACUGUAGUUGCAAGAGCCACACAUUCAUCCAGCAGCUACAGUAUAGCAUUCUUGUAUAUGCUCAUUCUUACUAGAAAUGUUGAUGCAUAAACAAGUUAUCUUUUCAAGUUACAUAAGUAAUAUCUGCGAAUUAAUAUACACUAUUUUAAGAACUUUUUCUUUACACAUUGAUAAAUAAAGCUGGAAUUCACUUUUGAUAAAAACUGCAGUCCCAAUUUGAUUUCUUCCAAGUGGGUAGAAAAUUGUGGAUUCAGUAUGAAUGAAAUAAUACUCUUGUUGAGGUUCUGACUAAAACACCCCAGUUCUGUGAUAUUUUUUAAAUGAUUCAGA